UAAUGAGAAACUUUAAUCAUGUAUCAUUGUAUGCUUUCACAGCCAGAGCUAUUCAUAGUCAAGUGGCUAUCAUAGGAGGUGGAACUGCAGGAUUGAAUGUUUCUGCUUAAUUAGUGAGAGAUGGUCACUAUAUCCCAUAACAGAUUCGUGUGUUUGAACCAUAUAAGAUGCAUGCCUAUCAAACAGGAUGGACUUUGGUUGGUAGAUAAUGAUUAUCUAAUCAAGGUGGUGGUAUGUGUAAAGCUGAUUAAACAAUGAAGCCUAUGGAAAAGGUUCUACCUAAAAAUGUAUGUCUGAGUGAUUGUCCAGUUGUGAAAAUUGAUCCAGAAUAGAAUACAAUAGUGACAAUGGAUGGAUAGAAAUACACAUAUGAUUAAUUGAUUGUGGCAAGUGGAGUGCAACGUGAUUAUGCAUCCAUUAAAGGUAUAAAUUUAUACAUUAUUUAGGUGCUUUGGAAUAAUUGAAUAAUCCAGAAGCACCAGUAGGAAGUAUAUACUAUUAUAGAUAUGCUCAGAAGAUUGAUAAAAUGAUUAAAGAAUUUGAAGGGGGAAAACUAAUAUUUUCAGAACCACCUACAAAAUGUGAGGGAAUUCCAUCAAAUAUUGUGUUCUUAACUCAUGAAAGAUUAUCAGCCAGAGGAGUCAAAUGUGACUUCCAUGUAUACAAAGCCAAUGAUUCUAUAUUUGGAAUUCCAAAAUAUUCAUAAAUACUUGGAGAAUUGGCACAUGAGAAAGGAUUACAUUGUCAUCUUAAAAAAAGAUUAAUAGAAGUUCAAGAUCAUAAAGCCAUCUUUGAGGAUGUUGAAACUAAACAAUAAUAUACAUCCGAUUAUGAUUUCUUACAUAUUGUGCCACCUUAAGUAAUAUAUGCAUCUAAUAUCUUAUUAAGAAACCAGCUGCAUUCAUUGCUGAAAGUGGAUUGGGUGAUUCAGAUGGAUAUGUUAAUGUUCAUCCAAAUACACUUUAACAUGUACGUUAUGCAAAUGUCUGGGCCUUAGGAGAUUGUUCUUCACUUCCAACAUCCAAAACUGCUGCUGCUGUGAUGGCUUAGACUCCUAUUCUUAUUAAAAAUUUGAUCAGAACUUGGAAGUUGAAAUAGCCACCUCUACCAGAUUAUGAAGGUAUUAGAAUUUAAGAUGGCGUCAAGGUUACACCUCUUGUCCUGUUUAUACAUCAAAUAAGAAAGUGUUGCUUGCCGAAUUCAAGUACAACAAAUAAUUAGAUGAAACAUUCCCAGUCUUUUAAUCAUCUGAUAGUAAAGUCAUGUACUUGAUGAAGAAGCAUUUCUUCCCAUUUGCUUAUUGGCAAUUGAUGGUUAGAGGUCUUUGGGGAGGUAGAGAUGGAAUAAGAUUAUUCAAGGGAGUCUGAA
Messenger RNA from Paramecium pentaurelia, 1368 nucleotides. The record is from the annotation of a GenBank genome assembly. Lineage: Eukaryota; Ciliophora; Oligohymenophorea; Peniculida; Parameciidae.